CAUUAUUAAUACAGGGACGGCCGACAUACGGCCAGUGAAAAUACGACUAUGAUUUUUAUCAAGAGGGUCCUCUAGAGAGUAAAAAGAACUUGGUUCUCUAGAGAGCAACAAUUUCUUCUUACUUCUGUCACCGCAAGACUUCCUCCAUCUAAGCUAAUAAAAAUGAAGAAAAAACAUUUUUUCCAAGCUCUACUUGUACAUUUGUUGUUGCUGAGCUUCUUGGACACGACGGCUGCAUCAGAGCAUCAGCUUCUCGGCCUUGAGAACAGUCCCCUGACGGAGGUGACGGCGGUGGUGGGGGGCGACGCUUCCCUGCCCUGCCCCAUCCACCCCCACCCCCCCGACGACGCCCCCAUCAUGGUUCUGUUCUACCGCGGGGGCGGGGGCACGCCUAUAUAUACUGUGGACGGACGGUCGACUCCUCUGCCCCACGCGCACCACUGGCAGGACAGCUCCCUCCUCAACUCAGGCGCUCACUUCAACACGGCCAAGGAGGGACCCGCCUUGGUGCUGCGGGCGGUUAGGCGGACCGAUCAAGGGCUGUACCGCUGCCGCGUCGACUUCAGAAGAUCUCGCUCACGAAACUUUCGGAUGAAACUCGACAUUCUGAACAAACAUCUUCAGCAGUCCGGUCUUGUGCCUUUCCUCCAGUCUGCAUCCCGUCAUCUCCACUCGACGGAAAAAGCUGUGCUGAAGGUGCUUCCAGAAAGUAUGCGAGCAGUAGACCGCGACUCGGUUUUACAAGACUUGUCGGCCGCGUUUGACACGGCCGACCACGCCACUUUAUUGCGCCGACUUGACGUAUCUUUCGGCCUGCAUGGCACAGUGCUGCGGUUGAUCGAGUCCUAUCUCAGCAAUAUAUUCCAAUGCGCUCGACGCGGGAACUCUUCUUCUACGCCAUCGUUGGUCACUUGCGGCGUACCACAGGGAUCAGUUAUCGACCCAAUCCUCUUCCUGUUAUAUACUGUCGACGUGUUGCGCAUAAUUGAUUCACAUGUUCCUCCUCGCAGCGCCAGCGUUGUGCAGGCGAGCGGGUCGGCAGUCGCGUCAGGGGUGGUUGGCCCCCACAGGGAAGGUGACAUCGUGGCGCUCCGUUGCGAGGUUCAUGGUGUUCCCCCGGUGACCGGUCGACUAUCGGGCCUGGAGUCCCCCCUCCAGGAGGGGGUGGUGCGGGAGGUGGUGUGUGAGGGGGCGGGCUCCCGCCCCCCCGCCUCCAUAACCUGGCGCUGGAAUGAUGCCCCCAUGGAGCAUUCGCCGCACCAAGAUAUUCGAAUUUCGUACAAGAAUUUCGCCGAUGGAAAUGUGAGUCAAUCGAUUUUGACGAUCGUACCUAAGAAGUCAGACGAAGGAGCGAAGGUGUCGUGCAGAGUUGACAACGCCCGACUUCCUCUCUCUACGAUAGAGGAUCACGGCACCAUCACCGUGCACUAUGUUCCUCAGCUGCAGGUGGAGGCUGGACAAAACAUGGACUUGACUGACAUCAAAGAAGGAGCGGAUGUCUACUUCGAAUGUUCUAUUCAAGCGAACCCUGUCACUGACAGAUUGACAUGGCUCCACAAUGGCAGAGAACUCCACCACAACCUGUCUGCCGGCAUCCUCAUGAGUCACCAGUCUCUGGUGCUGCAGAAACUGCGACGUAACUCAACCGGGGAGUACGUUUGCUCCGCCACCAACGUCAUCGGAACCGGACGUUCCGAGCCCAUCGUGCUCGUCGUGCAGUACGCGCCCGUGUGUCGCCACGCUGAGUCAGACGUGCAGGUGGCAGGCAGGCUCGACAGUCUCAACGUCUCCUGUGACGUUGACGCGUUCCCUCCACCCACCUCGUUCAGGUGCAAACUGUGUCGCAAAUGA
Hyalella azteca is the source of this 1851-nucleotide messenger RNA. RefSeq lists its product as uncharacterized. The record is from RefSeq and is a predicted model, not a curated record. Bases 163 to 1851 code for a protein of 562 amino acids. The transcript is spliced from 11 exons. NCBI's taxonomy places the organism in Eukaryota, Metazoa, Arthropoda, Malacostraca, Amphipoda, Hyalellidae.